Brugia pahangi is the source of this 1509-nucleotide messenger RNA. The record is from the annotation of a GenBank genome assembly. Lineage: Eukaryota; Metazoa; Nematoda; Chromadorea; Rhabditida; Onchocercidae.
AUGAUGUGGUCAUUAAAUAUAGCAUUUUUCAUCCUUACCAUCCUUUCUGAAACACAUUCAUCAGGUGUUGCUAUACAUGAAUUAUUAGAGCAAUAUCUUGGUGUCGCAUGUCAACGAGAAAGGAUAAGUGUACAGUUAACAUUCAACCGGAAAAGACAUCCGGAAAUGACAAAAUCAAUUCGUGAAAUGAUUUGGCGUGGUCGAAUGUGCAUUGGAGAUGAUCAAUCUGGCUCAUGUUGUUCACAACUUAAUAUGAUACAAGAUUAUCAUGUAGUAUUAGUUGGCUAUAGUAAAUGUGGUAUAGAGAAGACAUUCUUUGCUGGUGGCUUCAAUUUUAUUGCUAAGGUUUAUUUCUGGGGUAUUGGUAAUGUAAAUGAGCAAUUUGAGAUACAAUGUGCGGUACCAUUCGUUGAAUCUCACGUUAAAGCAAAAAUGAUAGCAUCUCGUAAACCGAUCCGGUUAUCAUCUAUGGAUUUUGUUAACAUUCAUCAAUCAUCGUUAUCAUCAACGCAACCACUUUCCGUCCGGUUAGGAAGUAAUUUGCAUAUUGCUAUUGAACCAACUCUUGAAGGAAUGCAAAAAAGAUUACACACAUAUCCAUUACGUUGUUGGAUUACCGUUCCUGAAACAGUAACUUCUGCUACUUCUGGCAAACAAUUAGCAAAUUCUGUUGUAGAUUUAGCUCGUAGAUAUUUCAUAGAAGAUGGAUGUCCAUCUACUGAUCAUAAUUCAGUGUUAGCAUUUUUAGAACAAAAAACGGGUACUGAUCGUUAUGCGGAAUGGACUAAAAUAAAAAUUCCAAUUACUCGUAAUUUAAUUAGCUCUUCAUUAUUGAAUGGAUCGGCGGUAAUUGACAACGAUUCCACUGAAUACGGGCGCAUUUCGCUUCAUUGCGAUGUAAUUUUCUGUACAGCUCAUAAAUUAAAUGGCUUUCAAAAUACUCCAACAUGUCCACGAGCAUCGUUCUGUUCAUCAACAUCAAAUGAUAGGCGACAUUUACCAACUUGGAUUGAGCCUUAUUUACAACAAGCAAUAACAGUUAGUUCAAGUUCAACAAUUCGUAUUCUUCUUACAAAUGCUACUGAACCAUCGUUGGAUAAUGACAAUGAUUUAUCAAUUUCUGAUGAAUUAAUUGCUGAAAAUGAUGAUAAUCUUAUCAAUGUUGCAUAUGAUUCAAAAUGUGCUAAAGUAUGUGCUGUAGCAGUUGAGAAAGCACUAAGAAAAGAAGAAGAAUGUCAUUUAGAUGGUAUUCCAUUGUAUGUUGUCAUUAUAAUUGCUGUCAUAUCAUUUGCUUUUGGUGUCGCAUUUGUGGCUACCUUAUGGUUAAUACAUAAUAAGACAGAUCCAUUACGGAAGAUUCGUUGCGCUGAUCGAAAUAGACGUGGUAUGCCAUUAAAUGCAAUUUAUCGAGAUUCAGUUAUUCGACCAUUAAAUAAUGCCAACGCAUUUAUGACCACGUGUAGUGCGUCAAUAGCGGAACGAGAACGUUUGGUCUGUGAUCGACCUUAA